Botrytis byssoidea is the source of this 3768-nucleotide messenger RNA. RefSeq lists its product as uncharacterized. Bases 1 to 3768 code for a protein of 1255 amino acids. The record is from RefSeq and is a predicted model, not a curated record. Lineage: Eukaryota; Fungi; Ascomycota; Leotiomycetes; Helotiales; Sclerotiniaceae. The transcript is spliced from 2 exons.
AUGGACCCGGUGAGCGCCAUAUCGCUUGCAGCGGCAAUUGCUCAGUUUAUCGACUAUUCUUGCAAGAUUGUGUGCAAGAGCAAAGAAAUAUACAGCUCCACCAGCGGUCUCACUACAGAACAUGACAGAACCGAAACAGCCACCUUGCGGCUUAAAGAACUGGCCCAAUCAAUACGUUUACCACCAAAAAGAACCAACUCUGGAUCCAGCAUCGUUCACUCCAGACUUCAGAUAAUCACUCAAGAAUGCUUUCUUGUGUCUGAUACUCUUAUCAACCAGCUCAAUCAAUUGAAAGCACCUGCCCGAUCACAACAUCCAAAAUGGAAAAGCUUUCGAAUGGCAUUGAAGAGUGUUUGGUCGAAAGAUGACAUUGAUGAAUUUGCUCUAAGAUUGAGAGAUCUCAGAAAAGAGCUCGACACUGAGUUACUUUUGCUAUUGCGAGAUGGUUCAGAUUCAAUGUCAUCUGCAGCAGAGAACCAUUUCCAAAAAUUGGACGAAAAUACGAAGAAGGUUUUGAAUGAGCUUCUCAAGAUGCAAUCGUCAGAUCAGGAAUUCCUUCGUCGUUUUGAACGACUGAGUUUUUCUCAGCAAUCGGAGUUUCAAAAACUUGGCCUAUUGACCGCUAAGCAGAAUUCUAGCUUUGAGUCUCUGAAUAAAGACACCAAAGAUAUCAUCGAUUUGUUACUUGAAUCAAGGGUCUACUGCAAUGAGAACUUGAUUCUAUCUAGACAAUUGGUGGAACAGAACCGCCAGGCUGCCGCUGAGCUAGUGGAACGUGAUAGUAGACAGCGAGUUCGGCGUGCUCAAAAAUUCAAAAUUGUUAUCUUAGAGUCCCUUCGAUUUUCGGACAUGAAUCAUCGACAAGAUAUGAUAGCUAGUCCAUAUCAAAACAGCUUCCAUUGGAUCUUCAGAGACUCUACUGUCCACCAAAAACCAUGGAGUAAUUUCGCAACUUGGCUUUCUGAAUGUUCGGGCAUCUAUUGGAUACAGGGCAAACCAGCAAGUGGCAAAUCGACUCUGAUGCGUUUCAUAUAUGAGCACCUACAAACCGAACUCUUGUUGAGAAAAUGGGCAGGAUCCUCUAAGAUAAUAACAAGUGCGUUUUAUUUCUGGUUAAGUGGGACGGAAAGACAACGUUCUCAGAUCGGACUCCUACGCGCACUUCUACAUGGUCUUCUCCGAGAAGAUGAGAAUCUCAUUCUAGAGAUAUUUCACGAGGAAUGGGUGCGGAUGUGCGACUUGGAAUCACAUGACCUGGAAUUCCAAAUUGAUGAAUGGUCUCUAGGCCGCUUACAGCAAGCGUUCAAAAGACUUGUCGGCAUGUCCAGCCCUUCACUCAAAGUCUGCAUCUUUGUUGAUGGCUUAGACGAGUACGAAGGGGAUCAUGGCGAUAUGGCAGAGUACCUAUUCGACCUUGCCAACGAAUUCCCCUUCACGAAGUUUUGCAUUUCGAGCAGGCCGUUGCCAGACUUCUUGUCAGUCUUUCAAGAUGCUUGCACAUUGAAGCUAGAAGAUCUCACUCGUGAUGACAUCAAUGACUAUGUUGUUGCUAAGCUGGAGCAAAAUCAACUGAUGCGAAUGUUUAUAAGUAAUGAUUUGGGUACAACAAGUUGGCUAAUUGAAGAAAUCAUUCACCGAGCACAGGGUGUCUUUCUAUGGGUUAUUCUCGUCGUCAAAUCGCUCAUCCAUGGGUUCAGGUGUGGAGAUGGUGGAAUUGAACUUCGGAAACGACUUGAAAGCCUGCCAGUAGAUCUUGAGAAUUUGUUUUCUCAUAUCAUCCAAGGAAUAGAACCGGAGUUUCGUCAAGAUGCAUCGAAGAUUUUUCAAAUAUUUAGAACAUGCGGGAAUAACUUGGACUCGAUCACUCUACAUAAUGCAUUACAGUAUACUUCACACCAUCCCAUCAUAUCUAUGGAGGCUGCAACAGAAAGUGAGUCCAUGGAAGAAAGGCUCAUGAAGAUCAAUAAAACAAGAUUGCGCCUUGCCAGUAGAUGUCGUGGACUCAUUGAGAUAGCGGACGAGCAUGAUGGCGAAAUGAUAAUCCGCAUUGCUUCCAAUGAGAGUGGUGUGAGAGAUAACAAACAGAUAUUUAACACAUACGAUUCUGAUGUUAAUAUUGUUGAGGAGUUUAGGAAUCACAUCCAAAUUUCGGCCAAAAACUUUUUUCCAGCUCCUAGCGGAACUUUGGCAAGCGAACCAAGAGCAGCGAGGCAGUUGGCGAGGGAAAUAGAAGACCCAAGGAUAGAUAGUGCCGGUAACCUGAUACGGGUAGCAGUAGUGGUAGACCCAACUCUUCAGGUACCAUUGUGGUUAGAACGGACGACGGAGAAGGUUGCAGCAAUGAAUGCCUGUUAUUCACUUGUAUACGGACGCGAAGGAGAUCUGCGUAUACGAUUAUCAAAUGAUCAGAUGUCGGCGCUGCUUGGUUCCAUAAGGAGUCGCGCCUGUCGAAAAUUCGUUGAGACACAUACCAGGGCGAGAUGCUACAUGCGGAAAAUUAGAUAUCGUGUUGAUGUGGAGCGUUUCCAAAAGGAAUUCAGAGCGAAGAUGAUAACCUUAGAGGAUGUUAUACAUCCUUAUGCACUGUGGCUGCAUGUGCAAUGGGGAGGAAAUCUCUCAGACUGGUACCAUACUAUCCGCACCGAACAGCUCUCUUCGGUACAAGAGAGCUCUUCGGUAGAAGAGGAAUCUUCAUUACACAGCUCUUCGAUACUAAAAUUACAAGAUUUUGGGGCAAAAGGAAGGAUAGUCUAUCUCCACCGCACGGCAGUGGAUUUUUUGGAACGAUCCAGGAACUGGGACGAGAUCACAAAACAUACAAUUGAUACCACCUUCGACCCCGAGCUAGCAUUAUUGAUGGCCCGUGUGAUUGAUAUCAAGCUCGAUCCUAAAGAUUGUGUAUACACUAGUGGGGUAGAAUUGUUGAGUCAACUCCGUGAAAUUCCUUGGCAGAACCCGAAGGUCAUGGAAGAGGCUCUCGAACUGGUACAAGAAGCUGACAGGGUUUUGAGCAUGCAAGCAGACCGAAGAUUGUCUAGACACUGGUCACAAAAAGAUCCAAAAUGGGCAGGAAGAAACCGACCUGACUGGGGUGAUGAUCUUGAUUCUGCUGCUGUCAAAUAUGGUCUCAUAAUGCUUCUCAAAGCUCGAAAAAGCCUGACAUCCGUCGCGCGUUAUACAAGCCAACCUCAAUUACCUUUACCACAUAUAUCAGUCAAAACCAGAACAGGGCUGCCUCUUUUAGCUUAUGCACUGUCUAUGGAUGGAUGGGCACUCGGUGACCUAGUUCCCGAUAUUGUCGUACUUGAGGAACUACUUAUUCAUGGCGCUGACCCAAAUGAGCAUGUCAAUAGCUUUUAUACAAUCUGGGAAUAUGUCAUUUAUCUGGUUCACGUUCUUGUAUCCAAGGACAAUUCGGAGAUCUCAUCACUCUCCAUGAAGUGGGUUAGAGUUUUCGAACUGAUGCUUGAGCACGGCGCUAACCCGUAUGCUUGUUGCAUGAAGAAUUCUGAUGAGUUUGCCAAAUUUAUCGGAGGAUUACCAAAUGCGAUACCAAACCUACUGAGAUCGAUAGCAGAGCAUGACCAGAGGGGAUUUUCUUUCGGCCACUCUACGAAGGGGAGACACGACGAUGAAGUGUGGGAUGAAAACGAUACCUACCCAUAUCAUCAUUGCGUGUCUGCCGUUAUAAAAGAUGUAUUCGAGCAUGGAAAUGUCCCGGGACAUCAGAAUCUUCAGGAGAUGAUAAGAAUUCGAAUGGAAAAAUAA